Molecule: messenger RNA, 1649 nt
Organism: Triplophysa dalaica
Lineage: Eukaryota; Metazoa; Chordata; Actinopteri; Cypriniformes; Nemacheilidae
Gene: rab9a
Product: RAB9A, member RAS oncogene family
Exons: 4
Coding region: 329-934 (201 amino acids)
Biological process (GO): Rab protein signal transduction; retrograde transport, endosome to Golgi
Cellular component (GO): phagocytic vesicle; late endosome; lysosome
Molecular function (GO): GTP binding; GTPase activity
Source: RefSeq, a predicted model, not a curated record
UGUACGUGUGUGGCACCAUCAGCAGCGCAGGGAAGAGCUCUGAAACUCUUCAUUAUUUCACUUUAUUUCUUUAUUUUGAUUCUUUUAUCAAAUCCAGAUUCGCGGUUUUUCAAGUCCGAUGAGUUUACAAGAGUCUGCAGAGUUGUGUAUGAUGCUUGAGUGGCUGGCGCUGGUAAAACUGACUGACUUGCAUGUUUUCUGAGUUCUAAUGGACACUAUCACAUGUGAUCUGCAGGCAAGAGAAGCACAUGACACACGGCAGCUGAGCGACAACAAUUUUGAACGAUGAGUUAUUUGUGGUGUUAAAGGUCACCAGCGAGCGGUCAACAUGUCAUCAAAAUCAUCUCUUCUGAAAGUCAUUCUUCUGGGUGACGGCGGCGUGGGCAAGAGCUCCCUCAUGAACCGCUACGUCACCAACAAGUUUGACGCCCAUCUCUUCCACACCAUCGGCGUAGAGUUCCUCAAUAAAGACCUGGAGGUGGACGGGCGCACCGUCACGCUGCAGAUCUGGGAUACAGCCGGCCAGGAGAGAUUCCGCAGUCUGCGGACGCCCUUCUACCGCGGCUCCGACUGCUGUCUGUUGACCUUCAGCGUGGACGACAGCCAGAGCUUCCACAACCUGGCCAACUGGAAGAAAGAGUUUGUCUAUUACGCCGACGUUAAAGAGCCCGACAGUUUCCCCUUUGUGGUUCUGGGAAAUAAGCUGGACGUGUCAGAGAGGCAGGUGACCAGCGAGGAGGCCCAGGAGUGGUGCAGGGAAAACGGUGACCACCCGUAUUUUGAGACCAGCGCUAAAGAUGCGACCAAUGUUGCCACAGCGUUUGAAGAAGCUGUCAGACGAGUUCUAGCCCUGGAGGACCGCCAGGACCAUUUGAUUCCGACAGAUACCAUCAAUCUGCACCGGAAGCCACGCGGCGGCACGCCCUGCUGUUAAUGGACCACACGUGCGUCUCCAUUUCCAUGAGUUAUUUAAUGCUCCUGCAGUGAACUGAAUGAGUCUGCGUUAGAUUUAACAUGCACUUGAGUAGAAACACUGGGUCGGGUGACAUCUGAACUGUUUCAAAGAUCGUGUGAGAUUAGUGGCUGGGAUUUCUGUGGGUCAAUGUGGAGAUGGAUCUGUCUGCAGUUUAAUAAUGAUGAGCAAAUGCAAUAAAUGUACUGCAAAAUAAUCGUUUUCUUAAUCAGGAUUUCUGAUCUGGAUUUCCAGUUAAAAAUAUCCAAACAUCCUUUAAACAAGACCGGUUUACUCGUGUGUAAAUAUGUUGUUCUUAACCUGUUCCCACAGCGUUCUUGGAAAGAAAUUCAGUAGGUUUUAUGCCUAAGAAAGUCGAAGAUUUUGCACGAGUUUGCUUGCGACUCGCGAGUGUUUCGAGGGUGUCUGAAUGUUUUUACUGGAACACUCGACCAAAAUAUUGAUCAAGAAAUGUCUGUUUCAUGUGAUUUUUCCUAUAACUACGAUUAACUAACGCAGCUCUUGUAUUACAGAGCGAGUGUUCAUAAACUGUGACUGAUGUCUAAUAUAUUAACGUUAUCAUACCAUUGUGUAGAGAGUGCCAAAUAUAGUUCUACUAAAAAUGAGCGUACUUGCGUCAAAAGAAAAAGCACUGUAGAUUGUUAAAUUGAAAUUAAAGCAGAAACAUUGAACAAUG